Messenger RNA from Arabidopsis lyrata subsp. lyrata, 384 nucleotides. Its product is annotated as heptahelical transmembrane protein 4-like. The transcript has a single exon. The record is from RefSeq and is a predicted model, not a curated record. Gene Ontology annotation, cellular component: membrane. Gene Ontology annotation, molecular function: signaling receptor activity. NCBI's taxonomy places the organism in Eukaryota, Viridiplantae, Streptophyta, Magnoliopsida, Brassicales, Brassicaceae. Bases 14 to 298 code for a protein of 94 amino acids.
UACUGUUUUUGGAAUGGGAUUCUCUGAAGGAGCUCUGAUUCUACAUAAGCUGAUCAUGUUUUGGGAUCAACCUGAAGCGCUUCACACAACAGGUUAUGAGAUUUUGAUGGAUUUGCUCUACGGGUUAGGAGCUUUGGUUUAUGCAACUAGGAUUCCAGAGAGAUGGAUGCUGGGAAAAUUCGAUAUAGCAGGACAUAGCCAUCAGUUGUUUCAUGUUCUGGUAGUUGCUGGUGCGUUCACCACACACUAUAGAGCUGGGCUUGUGUAUCUUAAGUGGAGAGACAUUGAAGGAUGUUGAAGAUGAAGAUUGAAGAUUAGAUGGAAUCUUGGUGAUGUUUUGAAUCUUGUUUGUAGCUUCAUAUAAAAAUUGGAUUAUGUAAAGUC